AUGCCUGGAAUUCUCCUCCUUGUUUUUUUUUGGGGACUCAUUCUUUCUGUGAUUUACUUUCUUCAUUCUCAUCUUUUUGUUUGUUUAGACUCAUUCUUUCUUCUUCCUUUUUUUCAUUUUUUGACUCAUUCUCUCUUUUUUAUUCUUCUUCAUUUAUUUUUCGUGUUUAGAUUUUUCCUUUCUUUUGUAUUCUUCUUUAUUUUCUUUCAUUUUCGUUUUGACACUUUCUUUUUUCAUUGUCCUUUCAAUAAUUCUUUUUUUUUAUACGGCUUUCACUAUUCUCCUUCUUAUUUGGUGGACUUAUUUUUUCUUUUCUCUUAUUCUUUCAUUAUUCUCCUUCUUUUUGAACUCAUUCUUUCUUUCGUAUUGUCCUUUUUUUCUUUCUUUCAUUUUCUCACUCCUUCUUUAUUCUGCUUCCUUCCAUCUAUUUGUCCUUUUAGGAAUUUAUUCUCUCUUUCUUUCUUCCUUUCUGUCUUUUUUACUUUUUUCUUUGUCUUCUUCAUCUUUUUUCAUCAUUCUAUCGAUUCUUCUUUAUUUUUUAUUUUAAACAGAUUUCUCGUUCUUUUUUCUUGUUGUUCUUCUUGUCCUUUUCUUCUUCUUCAUUUCUUCUUGUUUUUUUUUUCUUCUUGUCCUUUUUCUUGUUGUUGCUGUUCUUUUCUUCUUCUUUUCUUCAUUUUGUUAUUCUUCUUCUUGUCCUUUUCCUCUCCUUGUUCUUUUCUUUUUUUUUUUUCUUCUUUUCUUCUUAUUUUUCUUCUUCUUCAUGUCCUUUUCUUCUUCUUGGUGUCCUUUUCUUCUUUUUCUUUUUGCCUAAUUGUUUACCCUUCUAAAUCGUAUUUCCUUCUCUUUACACAUUUUUUACUCAUUAUCAAAUCUAUCUAUCUAUCUAUCUAUCUAUCUAUCUAUAUAUAUAUCUUUGGUGAUCUAUCUAUCUAUGACUGUUCAUAUCUAUCUAUCUAUCUAUCUAUCUAUCUAUCUAUCUAUCUAUCUAUCUUUGGCGGCUUAGCACAGAUAUGGCACAAAAGCCGACAACAUGGGACAUCAAGUGAUCUAUCUAUCUAUGACUGUUCAUAUCUAUCUAUCUAUCUAUCUAUCUAUCUAUCUAUCUAUCUAUCUAUCUAUCUAUCUAUCUUUGGUGAUCUAUCUAUCUAUGACUGUUCAUAUCAUAUCUAUCUAUCUAUCUAUCUAUCUAUCUAUCUAUCUAUCUUUGACAAGCCUGCUAACGCUUCUGCCAUGUCGAUUGAUCUAUCUAUCUAUGACUGUUCAUAUCUAUCUAUCUAUCUAUCUAUCUAUCUAUCUAUCUAUCUAUCUAUCUAUCUAUCUAUCUUUGGCAAACGCUUCUGCCAUGUCGAGGUGAUCUAUCUAUCUAUGACUGUUCAUAUCUAUUAUCUAUUUAUCUAUAUCUAUCUAUCAUCUAUCUAUCUAUCUAUCUUUGCUUCUGCCAUGGAGGUAAUCUAUCUAUCUAUUGAAUCUAUCUAUCUAUCUAUCUAUCUAUCUAAACUAUCUUUGGUGACUUAG
Acanthosepion pharaonis is the source of this 1515-nucleotide messenger RNA. NCBI's taxonomy places the organism in Eukaryota, Metazoa, Mollusca, Cephalopoda, Sepiida, Sepiidae. The record is from the annotation of a GenBank genome assembly.